Messenger RNA from Pomacea canaliculata, 2184 nucleotides. RefSeq names its product leucine-rich repeat-containing protein 74B-like. The transcript has 14 exons. Bases 206 to 1969 code for a protein of 587 amino acids. NCBI's taxonomy places the organism in Eukaryota, Metazoa, Mollusca, Gastropoda, Architaenioglossa, Ampullariidae. Gene Ontology annotation, biological process: activation of GTPase activity; nucleocytoplasmic transport. Gene Ontology annotation, cellular component: cytosol; nucleus; perinuclear region of cytoplasm. The record is from RefSeq and is a predicted model, not a curated record. Gene Ontology annotation, molecular function: small GTPase binding; GTPase activator activity; calcium ion binding.
UACAAUUUGUGGUCAGUUUAGUUUACAGCGGACAUGGCGGCCUUCGUCAUGAGUCAAACAGACUAGAACACUUUAUAGUCUGUGGAUCUGAGAAGGUACGCAUAACAUUCUCGAUAUUUUAUCUCUGCUGAGCAGAGAUCUGUGUAGACAUCAUCGAGAUCUUAGCAAGCGCCAACAGUCCGUCUGCUGCACCGAGUUCCAUUAUAUGACUAUCAUCUGUUGCGAAACCCUGCUGUCGUCUGCUGCCGUGAGAUCAAGAUUGACAGCAUCGACAUCAACCACAUUUUGCAGUGUUAAACCUGGACCGAUGCCUCCUCGGAAAACCCCCGACCAAUCUUCCAGCGCUUUUCAUGGAGAUGAGGACUCUUCGGGUCUCGUCUUGCCCGAGGAAAUCGGUGAGGACCAAGAGGAGAAAGAGCAUGACAACCUUUUCUUCGAGCAAGACGCAUUGGACAAGAAUAAAGAGGGUGAUGAAGAAGAAUCCCACGUAAUUCAGACCAGCAGCAUUUUCUUCGACGAGGACUUGACCAUCUCAGGUCUUGCGCCACAAAACACCUGGUGUAACAGCACGGACAGCCAAAUCCUGAAAGACUUGUACCACAAAGCCUGUGAGGCAUUAAAGGUCAUUCCGUGCGGGAAGUUUCUGCGCGAUGCUGAUCAGAGACGACUGGUGCUCAACAACCAGGGGAUCGAUUCGCUAGGCGUCAAAGCCGUCUGCCUUUCGCUCGUGGGUAAUUUGACCAUCCGAGAACUGUACCUUAAAGGCUGCAGGAUGGAUACCGAGGGCAUGAAAUGUUUGGCAGACAUGUUAAUGACAAACCCAGCCAUCAAGGUGCUUGACGUGUCUAACAACGAUUUGGGAACAGUCGGCGCCAACAUCCUGAGCGACGUCAUCGCGGUCAGCGAAACUUUGGAAAGGAUUAGAGCAUCAUCUAAUAACUUUGGAGUCCAAGCUUCUCAGUUUAUAGGCCAAGCACUUGAGCGGAAUUCAAGCCUCCUAGUCUUGGACCUUAGCAAUAAUCAUUUCGAGGCAAAGAGUGGAGUGUUCCUAGGCCAGGGGCUGAGUAAGAACUAUUCUCUCCACACGCUAGACAUCAGCUACAAUCACUUAAACGAGGCUGGAAUUCGUGGCCUGGCCCUGGCGCUGAAGGAGGGGACGGUCCUGCGGAGCCUCAACCUGUCCUGGAAUGGUGUAGGCAAGACAGGCGCCGCACAGCUGGGCAUCGCUUUUUCACAGAAUACACAUCUCGUCUCCCUUAAUCUCGCAGGCUGCCGCAUCCCCAUCGAUGGUGUUGUCGAUUUCUUAAAACGUCUGGACUCCAACAAAAACCUCAAGACCGUGGAUUUUUCUGACAACCCUUUGACAUCAACAGACUCAACAACUUUAUUAAGCGUUCUCAAAUCAAAGCCAAACAGCGGCAUCGACAAUAUAGAAAUCAAGAGCAUCUCAGUGCCACAAACAUUCAUGAACAUGCUCGAGGAGCUGCGGGAGAUCAAACCCACCUUCACAGUAGUCUACGGCACCGUGCUAGGAACUAAAUCCAACCACGAUUACACCGGUUUUGACCUGUUAAGCAGUGACCCCAUGUCCAUACUGGUGAAGUUUGUGAAGGCCAAAAACAUGAGCAUUUUGGACUUAUUCGACGCAUCUGGUACGGACGCGUCCUACAGCCUCUCCCACCAGCUGCUGGUCGAAUACAUGCAGGAAGCUGGCCUGAUGUUGAGCAUCGCGCAGAUGGACAAACUGCUGAUGGUGCUUGACAAGGACGGCAAAGGGAAAAUCAUGUUCUCGGAACUUAUGGAAGCGUAUAACAGUUCCAUGGAGAGGAUGGUGAAGAGAGGAAUGUAUUCAAGAAGCAGCUUCUUAGAGUCCCACGACAUGCCGAAGUCCACAAAGCAAAGCUCUGUCCAUUCGUCCCAUGAGGAGUUGGAACACAUUCCCUUACCUUCUGUAUUGCCAGAAGAUUAGAAGAAUUCAAGCGUCUCAAUGUCCAGUCCACAGGAAUGGAAGGAUAUCCUGGAAGUUCCCAGCCCAUGAAGUAUGUUCUGGCUGCUGGCAGCCGGUGGUUAUUCCAUAUAUAAUUACACCCCACUGCCCUCCUGGCGGCUAGGGGGCGUUGACUAGGACCAGGACGGCUCCGGAAGCUGGGAAGCUUGUGCGUGCUACAUAUCUGAGUAAAACUC